UUGGUGUCAGCAGCACAUGGGCUGUGUCAACAGUGGAGGAGUCAUUGCUACCUGUUGGAUCAUUACUUAAAUAAUCACAGUAAUAAUGUUGCGCUACUCCUGGCGAUGGCAUUAACAUGGCCCGUUUUAAGGAGUUGGUCUGUGUAGCGGUCUUUGCGUGUCGUUGUUCAGUGCACUUCUCCUUUACAGUAUGUAAAUAAUCACACGCAAUAGCCAUGGGAAUAGCAGAAGGUACACUGCAUUACACAGCACUUCACACGUUGUGCUCACUGCUGUUUGUUCUUUUUGCUGUUGGCCUUCGUUAUAACUCAGACAUUUAAGCUUUUACGUGCAAAUGACUUGCGUGUUCCCACGAUGACCCAGACUUAGAUGUAUUCUACGAAAAUAUUUCAGUCUAAAUUAUCUAUCUAUCUAUCUAUCACACACACGCACGCGCGCGCACUUCAUCAGCCCACCCUGAUUAGAGGGAGUGGUUCAAUAAUGCGCCAACCUCCGCCAGCAGCCAAAGAGUUAAAUGUGUCGAGCCCGUUGUUGAGCGCACCAUCCAACCGGACUGUGUCGCUAAGGGAAGUCAGGCUACUCGUGGAGAAGCAACAGAUCCCCAGCUGGAAAACGCAUCUGGCACGCGAGCUGAGCGUUUUUCAGCAGGAAGAACUGGAGGGACGUCUCAGUGCGUGAUUAAAUGCGCCACUGGGUCAUUCUUACGCUUCCCCGUCUUGUGUGGAGGAGAGAAAAGUUGUCAGGGAUAGUUGUGGAUUUUGGCGUUGCAGAAUUUGGAUAAGACUUGUGGGAAAUGAAUGACGAGUGACAUUACUUCGGGUUAAGUGCUUCAUCCUGGCAAUAUAUGAUUGUUUUUGUUCUUUUUUUUUCUUCCUUUCUUUUUUUGUGUUAUUGGCAGUAAGCCUUGUGUUCAUCGGUGGGAAAGAAGUGCAACAUUUUGGAAACAUCAGUUCAAGUCUCAUUGUGCGAUAUAUUCGACGAAAACAUAAAACACAAGCAGAGAGCCCGACCACCUGCGUUUUGUCGCGAAACCACACUGUAACAGGUGGUUUGUUGCUGAGCAUCUCACUUUGGAGCUGUCUGGACCACUGAGCAGUUGUUUCUGGAUAAAUGAGACACACGUGGUAUUAUAUGACUUUGGGUCUGAAAUGAGAUCUCACUUUGCGUUGAUUAUUUGAUUAAUAUUUUUUUUUUUUCGGAAGUGGACACCAAUUUGUAACGGAGGGGGCGAGCAGCCGGAAGGUCCCUGAUUCUCAAUGAUAAGCUCGGUGUGUGUUUCGUCUUACCGAGGGCGCAAGUCGGGCAAUAAACCUCCGUCGAAAUCAUGUCUGAAGGAGGAGAUGGCGAGAGGGGAAGACUCGGACAAAAUUAUCAUCAACGUGGGCGGCACUAGACAUGAGACCUACAAGAGCACCCUCAGGACCCUGCCGGGGACCCGCCUGGCAUGGCUGGCAGACCCGGACACGCAGGUCAGCUCCGACUCGGAGGCUUCGCUCCCGAGUACCACCGAGUUCUUCUUCGACAGACACCCGGGCAUCUUCGCCUACGUGCUAAACUACUACCGAACCGGCAAGCUGCACUGCCCGGCCGACGUCUGUGGUCCGCUUUUUGAGGAGGAGCUGGCGUUUUGGGGGAUUGACGAGACCGACGUGGAGCCGUGCUGCUGGAUGACCUACCGGCAGCACCGGGACGCGGAGGAGGCCCUGGAUACAUUUGAGCCGCCGGACCCUGACGAUACCGACGACGACAGAGAGAUACCGAGGCGGUUCGGCAUCGAGGACUGUCCCGACCGGUCGAGGGGUUGCUGCGAAGUUUGGCAGCCGAAGAUCUGGGCCUUGUUUGACGACCCGUACUCCUCCAGAGCAGCCAGGGGAGUUGCACUAGCCUCUCUGUUUUUCAUCCUGGUAUCCAUCACCACCUUCUGCCUGGAGACCCAUGAAGCCUUUAAUGAGCUGCAGAACCGGACGGAGCUGAUUGUCGUGGGCAACAUCACAGACCAGGUGGAGAGGACAGAGAUGGUGACCAAGCCCAUCCUUACCCUGGUGGAAGGCAUCUGUGUGGUCUGGUUCACAUUUGAAUUCCUGGUGCGUAUCAUCUGCUGCCCAGACAAGCUGUUCUUCAUUAAGAACACUCUCAACAUCAUUGACUUUGUGGCCAUUCUGCCAUUCUACCUGGAGAUGGGCCUGAGCGGUCUGUCAUCCAAAGCAGCCAGCGACGUGCUGGGCUUCCUCCGUGUGGUGCGGUUUGUUCGGAUCCUCCGGAUCUUCAAGCUGACGCGGCACUUUGUAGGCCUGCGCGUGCUGGGCCACACGCUGAGGGCCAGUGUCAAUGAAUUCCUCCUUCUCAUCAUCUUCUUGGCACUGGGUGUGCUCAUCUUCGCCACCAUGAUAUACUACGCUGAGCGCAUCGGAGCCAGGCCUGACGACCCCACUGGCUCCAACCACACACACUUCAAGAACAUCCCCAUCAGUUUCUGGUGGGCUGUGGUCACCAUGACAACACUGGGCUAUGGCGACAUGUACCCACAGACAUGGCUGGGCAUGAUGGUGGGGGCGCUGUGUGCACUGGCCGGGGUGUUGACCAUCGCCAUGCCGGUCCCCGUCAUCGUCAAUAACUUUGGGAUGUACUACUCGCUGGCUAUGGCCAAACAGAAGCUGCCGAAAAAGAAGAAGAAGCACAACCCAAACCCAGACGCUCCGACUGACUCUGCCUCGUUUGGGAAGUCGGAAACAAAUUCACACCGAGACAGCACUCAGAGCGACACCUGUCCCCUGGCUGCUGAGGAGAGUGUCGGCAGAAACCGCUCAGACUCCAAACAGAACGGGGAUGCAAAUGUGGCUCUUUCAGAGGAAGAAGGCUGUAGCCUGACCCAGCCACUGUCCCCAAGCGAGAAGUGGUCUCUGCGCUGCUCCCGAGGGCGAGACAAGGCUAAGAAAGAGGCCACCUGCUUCCUCCUAACCUCUGGAGACCCCAAUGUCCAUACUGAGAGCUGUAAAGACAUCCUCGGUUCCACUGGAAGCUACACUCAGCCGGAGGUCACCACUCUGACCUGAUGCUGAUUGGCUAUGAAAAGGAGAAAGAGCAUGAAUUCAGGAUGGAGUACAUGCUGUGCAGAGCUUCAGCUCUGGUCCCUGCUUUCUUUUCCUUCUUCAUUGAACUUCAAAUCGGCUUCUUUUUUUAACUCAAGACAAGAUUUUGUUUUGUCUCUGUCAUACAUCCAGAACCCUGUGGUACAAAAUCAGCUGCAUAGCAGAUUUAUCAUAUUUACACUCAUUUACAUGUUACAAAGCAUUUUGCAUGUAUUGCAUGAGCUAGCAUUGUAUAAUGUAUUUUAAAAACUGGCUACCAUUUAUAUGCUUAUCAUUUAGUGGAAAUGUCAUAGUUUGACUUGAAGGUCCUGAAAUUUUUCAAAAUUAGCCUCUCAUUAUGACCAGUGGGGUCCCACAUGAACAGGAAUUUUCUGCCAGUUUAUUUCACACUACGGAACUACCGUUUUUCUUUUCCCUCUUAUUCUCUUCUCGCUCGUUUAAAGUGGGCGGGGCUCCCUCAGAAAAAGGUGAUCUUGUGCGUUUCUGUGGUCCAAUCAGGAUUUAGCUGCAUUUGAACCAGAAUCUGAUGGCAAAUCUGAUCACACCACAUCUGUACAGUCAUGAUGAAGCAGGUUAGCUGAAUUUUUGGGCCUUAGUCUCUCAAUAAAUAAUAACUAACUCAUCAGUUAUUGGUCAGCUUGGAUUGUUGCUCAUUUAGUCAUUAAUAAUUAAUGUUAUAGGCCAAGAUUUAAGAUUUGAUUUGAAGGCAACGUCUUUGCUUUGCAUGUGUUGGUGUGAUACUUAUCUUCUUCUAAGUAAUAUGUACAGAAACAAUUAAAAAAACAAAAAACAUCAUUGACACCUGGAACAUGUGUCAUAUCCAUACAUGUUGUUAACUGUCAACUAAAAUGGGUUUGUACAGCAAAACUGUUACUGUGAACUAGGAUUAGAUGAACACUUGAAAUUGUUGUUCGAUCCUCAUCAAAAUAGACCCAAAGUUCUUUGUUGAUCACUCAGUCUCUGCCUUCUGUCGUGCUACUGCUUUUUGACACUGACCACAGGGACUUCGUGCAGAUAUUUUGUCGAGACUCUGGUCUGAAUGCUGGGCAGGCGUUGUUUGUAAAUCCUUGUACAAUAAGAGAGUUUAACAAAUGAUAAUCAAUUCAUGGAGCAGUAUUGUCAUUAGCCGUACACAAGUGAUGCAGCGCUACUGGUUGAGUCCGGACCAAAUGUAGAUCCUUAGAUUACCUGGUAGAUUUUCAUUUUCAUUGUUAGUAAAAAAAACCCAGAAUAUACAGUGCAAUGCCAUCAGUUCCACUUGUGCCUCAUGUUGAGUAAUGGAGCUUAAAUGUGUGCAGCAAUUUAAUUAGAUUUGUUCCAUCACACUUCUGGUUGUGUCAGAUCUGUAGAAACCCUGUUACAUGUUUCCAUGGAGAAAGGAGGAGGAGGAGGAGGAUGGGGAGGAGCAGGAUUGUGGUUUCUUUCACUUGUGACUUAUGAUAUAUUCCUCAUGGUCUACCAUAGUGGCCUUAUGUUUAAUAAACAAAGGGAAACUUCAUUUGAUGUUCAUUAGACUCCAGCUAUGUUUCUAUGAUGACCCAGAGGUCUGUAAUUAUGUAUAAGCACAGUUGUACGUAUGUAGCACAGUAGAAUAUUCUGGAUUGUUCCCUAAACUGUUUUUUCAUCUGUAUAUGACAUGCGUAUGCAUCAUGAAAUAACUGUUAAACAAUAAUGAAAGAUUAUUAUUAUUUUGAUAAUUCACCUUUUUGCCUCAUUUCCUGUUUUCCCUGUUGUAUACACUCGAAUGUGACAGAGAAGCACACAGCACAUCAGUUUCAUAUCUCAUCAUUAUGGAUUGUAUAGGUGACUGUGAUGUAUUUAAACCCAGACCAACUGUCAGAUGUUAGUGUGUGUGUGUGUGUAUGUGUGAGCGCACGUGCGUGUGUGUGUAUGUGAUGUUGUACCAUAUAGGCAUGUGUUUCUAUGCAGAAAUAGAAAUAAAAACCGUGCCCCACCCCCGGUGUUGAAGGUAAAA
Scatophagus argus is the source of this 5064-nucleotide messenger RNA. RefSeq names its product potassium voltage-gated channel, Shaw-related subfamily, member 4 (gene kcnc4). The record is from RefSeq and is a predicted model, not a curated record. Gene Ontology annotation, biological process: protein homooligomerization; potassium ion transmembrane transport. Bases 1257 to 3053 code for a protein of 598 amino acids. Gene Ontology annotation, molecular function: protein binding; delayed rectifier potassium channel activity. The transcript has 4 exons. Gene Ontology annotation, cellular component: dendrite membrane; voltage-gated potassium channel complex; neuronal cell body membrane. Lineage: Eukaryota; Metazoa; Chordata; Actinopteri; Scatophagidae.